UAAGGCCCGCUCAGAUCAGGUAUAUAAAUGAGCAUGCAGCGAGGGGCCUCUCGUCGCCUCACCGGGACAGAAGACAGGAUGCGGACUUUGGUUGCGAUAACCGUGCUGCUCGCUGCAACGUCGGCCCACGCUAGCUGGAUCGACAGCAUUACGAACCAGAUCUCGAGUCUGUUUCAGUCAUACGAAGAGGCGCCAUACAGCGUCACCGCCACGUAUCCCGGUUACGAAGAACGCGUCUACCCCGCCCAGAAAUGGGUUUGCACUGAGCACACGGCGCACCGAGAUGACGAUGACGUGAGGUCGAAUAUGUUCUGGAACCUUUUCCGAUAUAUCUCUGGCAACAACAGCAAUCAGCAAAAAAUCGAAAUGACUGUCCCCGUUACGACCGAGUACACUGAGGGGACCACGACCAAUAAGUACCAAAUGUGCUUCUACAUCGGAGCAGAGCACCAGGAUGACCCCGCCACGCCCACCGAGCAACAGGUCACCAUUCAGCAACGCCCGGAAAUGACCGUGCUCACCAGGACUGUUGGAGGAUAUAUGGACGAUGACGAGGAUUGGCUAGAGGAAACAAACCGUCUUGCCGAGAUCAUCAACGCAAAUGGCGAAUCUGUUUCUCUCAGCCAAACGUAUUGGGUUGGCUACGACGCUCCCUUCAAGUUCUGGAACCGCCGUAACGAGGUAUGGUUCGUCAAGAAUUGAAGUCCGUUCGAGUGUCUAGUCCCAGAAAAAAAAGGAAAAAGAUGGGUGGCUUACAAAGGAGAAGAAAACGGAAUAUAGAAAGAAAAUUGAUCAGCGGGCGGGACAAAAAGUGCAAGUCAUCGAAAAUUGUUGAUUUUCAUCACAUCAUUUCAUCAUUCUCGAUUGUUUUUGUGUGAAUUAGCCAUAGAGAGGACUUUGCGUUAGAUGUAUAAAUGCAUUUUGUACGUGAAUAAAAUAUUAUACUUAU
Molecule: messenger RNA, 949 nt
Organism: Penaeus monodon (black tiger shrimp)
Lineage: Eukaryota; Metazoa; Arthropoda; Malacostraca; Decapoda; Penaeidae
Product: heme-binding protein 2-like
Exons: 7
Coding region: 28-702 (224 amino acids)
Source: RefSeq, a predicted model, not a curated record